Anopheles arabiensis is the source of this 1081-nucleotide messenger RNA. RefSeq lists its product as uncharacterized. Bases 105 to 878 code for a protein of 257 amino acids. Gene Ontology annotation, molecular function: mRNA binding. The transcript has 2 exons. The record is from RefSeq and is a predicted model, not a curated record. Lineage: Eukaryota; Metazoa; Arthropoda; Insecta; Diptera; Culicidae. Gene Ontology annotation, cellular component: cytosol.
CCUUCUUGCGCUAGAGCGUGGCUCGCAUUCUCUCUUUGACCGUGCUACUGAUCGGAUCUGUUUUUGCAGACUCAGCUUUCCAUUAUUGUCCGUUAUUGCAAACGAUGGAGCGAAAAGCUAUCCUCACGCACGUGUACGUCGGAAAUCUGGCGCCCAACGUAAACGACCAGCUGCUACGCCGCUACCUUUCGAAGACCGGGACCGUAAUAUCAGCGAAGAUCACACGAAAUGCAAUGACUGGAGAGUCCUUGUUGUACGGCUCGGCCGUGUUCGCGACCACUCGGGACGUCCAAAAUGUGAUCCGCCGACUGAACGGAAAGGUGUUCCACGACAAGCCGCUGCUGGUGUGCUCGUAUGGGGACUGUUCGAGCGAGCUGCACCACUACCAGCGCACUGUCGUAAUCGGCAACAAGGAGCAGUACCUAACGCAUAGCGCCAUUUGCAAGCGGUUCGCACCGUACGGCCGAGUUCUGUUGUGCAUGCAGCCCAAGAUCCGGCACCGUCCGUCCAACGCUGUGGUCGUACUGUUAGAAUCAGCGGAGGUAGCUAGUCUUGUUAUGAAGACCCGCCACGGCUGCUGGUUUGUCAAAACAUACCGGGAGCGAAUGAAUGAGGUUCGCUGGAGAACGGAGACAUCCGAGCUCGAGCCCAAGCGGAAUCCCUCGCAUGGUGCUACCAGUAGUGAAAGAAAAGUACGUGGCGCGCGAUCGGACGAUCCGAGGCCAAGUCAGGCUGUUGUACCCAAACUCAACGUCGCUACCAGACAACAGGCCGGGCGUUUUGGUCGCAAAGCUUCCAAAGCUCCUGGAAUUGAAGAUGACGAUGCAGUGUUUAAAAUCUUUGGAAAUCUGGUUCUCAACGAUGAUGUAUUCCAAUAAUAAUAACGAUCAAUAUUCAUUGAUUUCUACAUACACUGAGGGCCUUUGAGCACUACAAUUUUAUUAAUAUCCCAUUUGAUAAAACUAUUCAGCUCAAUGUUAUUUCGCGAACUCUACUUUGAUUAUAAUAACGCAGCAUUCUUAUUGAACUAUUAAACUUUAAUAUUAUCUAAUAUAUUCAACAACAGCUUCUGUUAGUUCAA